Cooperia oncophora is the source of this 639-nucleotide messenger RNA. The record is from the annotation of a GenBank genome assembly. NCBI's taxonomy places the organism in Eukaryota, Metazoa, Nematoda, Chromadorea, Rhabditida, Trichostrongylidae.
AUGCUCAGACAACUUCCUCAAAAACAUGCCAUCGAAGAAAAAAACUCAGAAGCAUUCAUGUCAGGAUUGUCCACCCCAGCACCGGGAAAUGCUCAAAAUCUGCCGCGUCGCCAAGUCGCUCUUUUAAAGGUUGUCCUUGCGAAAGGACGUGUCCCGAUUGUCGUGAAUAUUCGAAUAGGCGAGAUUCGAAAAGACGACGAAGGAGGCCCGGGGCUAGGGAGCAGUCCUGGGCCCGGAUCACCUAGAAGCAAGCGCUCGAUUAGAGGGAGGAGUCCUGGGCCCGGAUCACCUAAAGCAAGCGCUCGACCAAAAGCAGAGGAAAAGGAUCAAGAUCUCGCCGUUCAAGGAGAGCUCCCAUUGGCAGAAGAAGCAGAAGGUCAACUCUGUCGAGACGGCGCAAAUGCCGAUAUCCGCUGCACGUGUCCGUAUCCGACGAAGACGACGAAGUUGAAGGAGUCAAUGCUUUGGAACCACAAGGCACAGAGCGAUCUCUAUCGAGAAGCGAGCGGACGAGUCAAAGGGGGAGCCCAUCAGGUAGAAGGAGGAGGCCUAGAGGAAGUCAAUCGAAACGCACUCGAUCUUCGAGAAGAAGAGCUUCACAGAAGUCUCCAAGACGUCCAUGGAGACAGCAAUAUGUGA